Westerdykella ornata is the source of this 1758-nucleotide messenger RNA. RefSeq lists its product as uncharacterized. The transcript has 2 exons. Lineage: Eukaryota; Fungi; Ascomycota; Dothideomycetes; Pleosporales; Sporormiaceae. The record is from RefSeq and is a predicted model, not a curated record. Bases 1 to 1758 code for a protein of 585 amino acids.
AUGAACAUAGGUUCUAAUCUCCGAGCCUACCUCAAAUCUCCCUCAAACUCCAACUCCAGUUCUACAUUCGCCUCCAAUAUCUCGUGGCAGGUGACGUCGCCUCCCAUCCCCACAAUCCCAGAUGCAUCGGCUGCGUUCGUCGAAUGGCUCCAGGCCUACACGUUCUCUGACGACGAACCUAUCCUCUUCAUGGACUCCAAGAAGGAACUCUGGCAAUCGCUGAUGAACAAGUCCGCAACUGAGAAUACCUUCUUGAAAGCCAAGCUCAGCACGACCGAAUAUGAGCUUCAGCAUAUAGAGUACCUCCGAGCUCUGCUCGACGGAUUGCGCGGGGAGCUGAUCCAAGCGAAAGUUGCUGCAGAAGAGAAAGUCGGUCAACUCGAGUUGCAGAUCACGGUGUUGAAACAGUCUCUCGAGAAUGAGCGCACAUUGUCGAUGAACCUUCAUAAGCUCGAUCAACAGUUGCGGGAAAGCCCCAUGGUUCCACAACACAUCUACGAUGAACUCCUCGCCAACCACAAUAACCUGAUCGCCGCCUUCCAGGUUCAGGCUCGGGUAUUAGGUACAACAAAGGCUGAUAUGGCGAAGAUUCAGGGAGAAGUUGCCUUUCUCCGGGCACUGGCUGACGACUUGAACGUCGAUAUCGUCCCUCUCGACAAUCCCAUUCCUCAUUACGGACGUCUUCCCGGACCGCGUCGGGGAUCACCCGCUUCAAAGCCCGGAUACACCCUCGAUGCGGCCUUGAACGAUGGUGUUGACGAGGAUCACGCGUAUGUCUGGGCCGCGGCCGGAGUGGAGAACAUCUUCAUCCAUCUCUAUCACCCCGGAAAAUGGGCGGUUAUGGAGCGAAGGGAUGACCAUGAUGAAUUCAAAGUCUUCAUCUGGGAGGAGUCACACGCACUUUGGUACUGUGAGGACUACCAGAUAUUGGUCUACAUCAAGAAGGAAGUUCGCAAUGGCAAGCCUACGCUUGCGCUGUAUGCUCAGCACGGCAAACCUAAUCGACGGGUCCGAGGCGAUCUCGUCGAAGAGCUGGGCGGGCAAUGCAGCCGCUAUGGUCCGGGGUACGCUACGACUGUGUCGUACGCCACGCAGUUUAUAUGGGCAAUGGCGUACAAUCUGCACCCUGAGGCUGGCAAUGUGAACGCCGACGGUUGGGUGUUUGCCGGAGACCCGUUCCAAGAACCGGACUCGCCAGCAGUGCCAGAAGCGUAUGAUAGCCCUUCUGAGCAGGAGAGGGCUUUCCAAGGCUCCCCGUCUGGACCGACUCCGGCUGAGUAUGUCGGUCACUAUCGAACGAGUGGCAUGAAUGACGAUGAAUGGUUGUUCAUUGCCACUCCCGUGGAAUUGUCCCAAACGUGCGGCAAUGUCGAACCGACUGAAUCGACUCCGCACCAAGCUGCAUAUCAAGGUUACUACUUCGGGAGUGACAUGCAUAAUAAUCACAAUGAAUGGUUGUUCAUUGCCAGCCCCGUGGAAUUGCCUCAACCGUUCGAUAAUUCCGAACAGACUGACUUGAUUCCGGAUCAAGCUGCAUGUCCUGGUCACUAUUACAGACCUGACACGCAUGAUGAUGACAAUGAAUGGAUGUUCAUCGCGAAACCCUUGGAACUGCUUCAACCGUACGACACCCUCGGACAGAGAGGAGAAACUGCAGAGCCAGAUGCAUAUCUCGGUCAAUACCUGUCAGGCAAUAUCAAUGAUGCUGACGAUGAAUGGGAGUUCCGUUGCCCACCCAUCCCAUGCGAACGCUUCUAG